GUCACCAUCAAUAUUUCAAUUGUUUCCCCACUGUCCAGUUGCGCGUCGGACUCGGAGAUGUCAUCGCUGACUGGACCGUUGAAUUUGCAGCACACUCGAGGCGGAAGUUCACGCGUGAUCCAGGAAAUCCAAAUGUUUCUUUGAUAUUCUGCUAGACUAGACCGCGAAAUCAAGUUCCAGGCUAUCGUCCAGGACAUUCUCGAGCCUUCACUAUCAUUAUGUGCUUCAGGCCAUUCCCCUGACUUAGGAUAGUUAAAAGGUGGCCAACGUUUGAGGGAACGGUGUUAACAAAGACUCAGCCACUUUUUGAAGGCUCUACGGCUUAAGUAUGUCGUCUGUCACCCUUUCUCGCAUCGCUCUCCACUCUCUCCGCUCUCCAGCGCAAAGCCGGUCAAUAUGGGUCCCAGCAAGCGUGAAACCUCACCCUAACACAGAUCACUUUCCCUUUAACUACCGCAACAAAAAGUCGUUUGCUGUCGGCUUUUACUCAUAUCUCGGUUUCGGUUUUGCCUUGCCGUUUGUUGCAGUUGCUUGGCAAUGGUACAAGCCCGGAGGCCUCAAGAACUCUGCUUAGACGUUAACUCAUCCGUUGAACCACUAGAGGGUGUAAAUUACUGUAAAUUAAGACUGCUUAGCCGCAGAACCAUUAAUCUAGAGCUUUUGUGCAUGCC
This is a messenger RNA of Guyanagaster necrorhizus, 671 nucleotides long. RefSeq lists its product as uncharacterized. The record is from RefSeq and is a predicted model, not a curated record. Gene Ontology annotation, biological process: mitochondrial electron transport, cytochrome c to oxygen. Gene Ontology annotation, cellular component: respiratory chain complex IV. Bases 329 to 574 code for a protein of 81 amino acids. Lineage: Eukaryota; Fungi; Basidiomycota; Agaricomycetes; Agaricales; Physalacriaceae. The transcript has 3 exons.